AUGCCCACUACCACCACCACCACCCCGGCCCCCCUCCUCGACAUGCCAGCGCCGUCGACGGACGCCACGGCCACUAACGGCGUGGCCAGUCGGCGGCUGCUGCUGCUGUGCGCCAACUACGCCGCGCUUCUCGGCGGCUCCGUGGCGUCCAGCCUGCUGUCCCGGUACUACUUCGCGCACGGCGGGUGCGAUCGGUGGGUGGCCACGCUGGUGCAGUCGGUCGGGUUCCCAGUCCUGCUCGUGCCCGUCUAUGCCGGCCGGUCCCGGUCCGCCUCCCAGCCCCGGCCGUUCGCGUGGUUCACGCGGCGGCUGCUGGCCGCGUGCGUCGUCAUCGGCGUCCUCAUGGGCGUCAACAACCUGCUCUUCUCCUACAGCUCCUCGUACCUGCCCGUGUCCACCUCCUCGCUGCUGCUGUCCACGCAGCUGGCCUUCACGCUCGUGCUCGCCGCCGUCAUCGUGCGCCACCCGCUCACCUUCUCCAACCUCAAUGCCGUCGUGCUCCUCACGCUCAACUCCGUGCUGCUGGCGCUCCGAUCGUCCGACUCGGCCGAGCACCCCGACGGCGGGAGCCGGGCCAGGUACUUCGUGGGCUUCGCCGUCACGCUCGGCGCCGCGGGGCUCUUCGCCGCCUACCUGCCGGUGAUGGAGCUGUUGUACCGCAGGGCCGUGUCCGGCGGCUUCCGCAUGGCGGUGGAGGUGCAGGUGAUCAUGCAGGCCGCCGCGACGGCCCUGGCGUUCGCCGGGCUGGCCGCGGCUGGUGGGUGGCGGGAGGAGCUGGAGCGCUGGGACCUCUCGCCGGCCGCGUACUGGGCGGUGGUGGCCGCGCUGGUGGUGACGUGGCAGGCCUGCUUCAUGGGCACCGCCGGGAUGGUGUACCUGACGUCGUCGCUGCACAGCGGCGUGUGCAUGACCGCCGUGCUGACCGCCAACGUGAUCGGCGGCGUGGUCGUGUUCCGCGACCCGUUCGGUUGGGAGAAGGCCGUGGCCAUGGUGCUCUGCGUCUGGGGCUUCUCCUCCUACCUGUACGGUGAGUACAGCAGCACGCAGCAGGCGCAGGAAGGCGACGGCAAGGUUGCGGCGGCCGCCGGCGAUGGGCACAAGAGUGUUGCUAGUGGUGGUGUGGGAGGAGGAGGAGGAGGUGCAGUUGAAACCGUUUGA
Miscanthus lutarioriparius is the source of this 1158-nucleotide messenger RNA. The record is from the annotation of a GenBank genome assembly. Lineage: Eukaryota; Viridiplantae; Streptophyta; Magnoliopsida; Poales; Poaceae.